AUGGUACAACAAAAUAAGCCGAAAUCAGCUAGAAAGCCCACCAAAACAAACCUCAAUGAUAAAGACAUGAACAAAUCCCUUGUACCUACUGAUACUACUCAUGCUGAUGAGCAUGAUAUCCCAGUCCCACCACCACUCAUCUCCUCAUACAAUGAUCAAAUACGCCCUCUCCUCGAUGCAGUCGACAAGCUGCGAACACUCAAAGUCAUGAAGGAAGGCAUCCAACUACCUACAAUCGUCGUUGUAGGUGACCAAUCAUCAGGAAAAUCUAGUGUCUUAGAGUCCUUAGCAGGUAUUAGCCUACCUAGAGGUCAAGGUAUCUGCACUCGAGUCCCACUCAUCAUGCGCCUUCAGCACCAGUCUGACCUGACCCCACAACUCUCCCUUGAGUACAUGGGUAAAGUCUUGCAAACAGAUGAAGCUCAUGUCACUGAAGCAAUAAACUCGGCUACUCAAGAAAUUGCAGGAAAAGCCAAAGGAAUAUGUAGUACUCCAAUAACACUUAUAGUCAGGAAAAAAGGAGUUCCUGACUUGACCAUGGUUGAUCUCCCUGGGAUCACCCGAGUGCCAGUCCGAGGCCAACCAGCAAACAUAUAUGAAAAAAUCAGGGAUAUUAUAAUGGAGUAUAUUACCCCUGAAGAGAGUAUCAUUUUGAAUGUUCUGUCUGCAACAGUGGAUUUUUCGACUUGUGAGUCAAUUAUGAUGUCACAGAAUGUUGAUAAAAUGGGCAGAGGACUCUAG
This is a messenger RNA of Chenopodium quinoa (quinoa), 741 nucleotides long. Its product is annotated as putative dynamin-related protein 4A. The transcript has a single exon. The record is from RefSeq and is a predicted model, not a curated record. The coding region runs from base 1 to 741 and encodes 246 amino acids. Gene Ontology annotation, molecular function: microtubule binding; GTP binding; GTPase activity. Gene Ontology annotation, cellular component: cytoplasm; microtubule; membrane. NCBI's taxonomy places the organism in Eukaryota, Viridiplantae, Streptophyta, Magnoliopsida, Caryophyllales, Amaranthaceae.